UGAAGUGCUAUCUCGUCUUUGGACUACCACGUCAGUGGAAAAUAGUAAAUAUUGAGCCACGUCAGUCAAUCCAAACCCACUUUUUAUCUAACAUAUAACUACAAAUAGAUACGCGUGUUAUUGAACUUCAAAACAUACGGAUAACCUUCAGUUUGGUGUUGACGGUCGCCGGCGACGGUGCGAUUCACGCGUUAGAAAAUGAAGAUAUUAAUUUGUAUAACUCUGUUAUUAAGCAUAUUUGCUAACUACGAUGAAGCGGCAAGAAUUUUAGCAGUGUUCCCGAACCCUUCAAUCAGCCAUCAAGUGGUUUUCCGACCUUUAACUCAAGAACUAGCUAGAAGAGGCCAUGAAGUUACCGUCAUUACUACAGAUCCAGUCUUUCCUGAAGGAAAAGCGCCGGCAAAUUUGACAGAAAUCGAUGUCCAUGAUAUUUCGUACGAUAUAUGGAGGAAAAUAUUUCUGGCUUCAACGAAAGGAAAUAAAGAUGAUGUGGUAUUAGCCAUGACUGCUAUAGUAACUGCAUUAACUGCAGUAGUAGAUGUUCAGCUAAAAGACGAAAAAGUGCUAAAUUUGAUUCGUGAUAAAAGCAAGAAGUUUGAUCUCUUACUCGUGGAAGCAUGUGUGAGACCAGCCUUAGUAUUUUCUCAUAUAUACAAAGUACCAGUGAUUCAAAUAAGUUCGUUUAUGGCCACAUUUGAUAAUUACGCUAACAUUGGGGCACCGAUACAUCCAUUCCUGUACCCAGCUUUGACUCGACAGAGGAUUCAAAAUCUGACUAUGAUUGAGAAAAUCACGGAAUUUUAUAACGAUUUUAUGCUAAACAGAUUAUAUGACAGUAAUAUGGAAAAGGAGAACGAAAUGCUUCGUUCACAUUUUAAAGAUAUUCCUCCGAUUUCUGAAUUGAAUAAUAAUGUGGAUAUGUUGUUUCUGAAUGUGAAUCCAAUGUUUGAAGGGAUACGACCAGUGCCUCCAUCUGUAGUGUAUCUGGGAGGCUUACACCAAGUACCUCAUAAACCAUUACCAAAGGAUCUACAAACAUACAUGGACUCUUCUAAAAAUGGAGUCAUAUACGUAAGCUUCGGCACAAACGUGGAUCCAACUCAAUUCCCAGCUGACAGGAUCGAAGUUCUAGUGAAAACACUAUCUCAGUUGCCUUACGAUAUUCUAUGGAAAUGGAACGGUGAUGUUCUGCCUGGACAAACGCCUAACAUUAAGAUAGCUAAAUGGCUGCCACAGCCUGAUCUUCUCAUUCAUCCAAAACUGAAGCUGUUCAUCACACAAGCUGGCCUACAGUCCACAGAUGAGGCCAUAACAGCAGGAGUACCUCUGGUUGCCAUCCCCAUGUUUGGGGACCAGUCGUUCAACGCUGAGAGAUACGAGUACUUCAAGAUUGGCAAAAAACUAUCCAUGGAGAAGUUGACUGUGGAAGACUUUACAAAUGCUAUCAACACUGUUAUUAAUGAUAAGAGUUAUCGGGAGAACAUGGUAAAACUGCGUACCUUGAUACAAGAUGAACCAAUGUCACCUCUAGAGCGCGCCGUGUGGUGGACGGAGCACGUGCUGCGUCACGGCGGCGCGAGACAUCUGCGUGGACCUGCAGCCAACAUGUCGUGGGCAGAGUACCUCGAACUAGAAUUAGUGUUCACUUUACUAUUAGGACUGUUAGCAGUAAUUUCAGUAUUAUUUGUAAUUCUUCGAUCUCUGUACAAAAUGGUAUUUGGCAGUACUGUGACCAGUAAACCUAAGAAAGCCAAACGUAGUUAAGUAUUGGAAUUUAGGUAAUAUUUUUCACGUUAGUAAAGUUUGUAAAUAAUUAGUUUCUAAUCAAUAGGUAGUUGACUUAGGCCAAUCCGAUAUUGUACAUCAAUUGACUGAUUUUAAUAAACUGUUAAAUACAUUUGGAAGUUUUGUUACAAAGAAAU
Spodoptera frugiperda (fall armyworm) is the source of this 1922-nucleotide messenger RNA. Its product is annotated as UDP-glucosyltransferase 2. The transcript has 4 exons. The record is from RefSeq and is a predicted model, not a curated record. Gene Ontology annotation, molecular function: UDP-glycosyltransferase activity. Lineage: Eukaryota; Metazoa; Arthropoda; Insecta; Lepidoptera; Noctuidae. Bases 199 to 1764 code for a protein of 521 amino acids.